Messenger RNA from Tetrahymena thermophila SB210, 651 nucleotides. Its product is annotated as glycosyl hydrolase family 25 protein. The transcript has 2 exons. The record is from RefSeq and is a predicted model, not a curated record. Gene Ontology annotation, biological process: signal transduction; cell wall macromolecule catabolic process; peptidoglycan catabolic process. Gene Ontology annotation, molecular function: lysozyme activity. NCBI's taxonomy places the organism in Eukaryota, Ciliophora, Oligohymenophorea, Hymenostomatida, Tetrahymenidae.
AUGAUUAAGAAUAUUGCUAUUGCCUUGCUGGUCUUGAUUUCAUUGUAAAGUGCAUAAGCUGUUAUUGGAGUUGACAUUUCUCAGUCUUUUAGCAAUUUCUAGUGCUUGAAAAACCAGGGAAUUAAAUUUGUUAUCGCAAGAGCUUACAUGAGUUAUGGGGCAGUUGACACUAAAAACGUUUAAACUUUAUAAAAUGCUAAAUCUGUCGGCCUCAUUACUGAUAUUUAUCACUUCCCUUGUGUAGGUAAAGUAAGUCCUCAAGCAUAAGCCUAAGCAACCAUUAAUUCGUUUGGUUCUUUGUAUGGUACUGUCUGGAUAGAUGUUGAGUCUAAUCCUUCUUCUGGCUGUGGCUGGACUUCCAACAUUCACACUAACUGUUAAUUCUUGGUAGAUUUAGUCCAUGCUUAUCAAUCUCACGGUAAAUUAGUUGGUAUUUAUAGUUCUCAAUAUUAAUGGACAAGUAUUUUUGGAGCUGCUGGUAACUGUCCCUACUUCACUAGUCUUCCUAUAUGGUAUGCACACUAUGAUGGAGCUGCUAACUUCAACGACUGGCCUACACAUACAUUCGGUGGAUGGACAAAACCUUCUAUUAAGCAGUACUAAGGAACUACAACUCUCUGUGGUCUCGGAGUGGAUAUGGAUUACUAUUGA